Molecule: messenger RNA, 7623 nt
Organism: Rhopilema esculentum
Lineage: Eukaryota; Metazoa; Cnidaria; Scyphozoa; Rhizostomeae; Rhizostomatidae
Source: RefSeq, a predicted model, not a curated record
AGUACUGCUUAUUUGAAUUGCAAAGUAGCCGCUAAAAGCAGAGCUUCGCGAAAGUGAGCACCGAUUGGUUGAUAGCCACAAAGUACUUGCCAACUAGAUAAUCACUAGAUGGAAAACUGAAAUCGUGCUCGCCACUUUUUGCCUGUACUGAAGAACGGAGAACCUAGCCACAAACCAAAUUUGCUCACCUCGUAUGGAAGAAAUUAAUCAAUUUAACGUUUAAGCGUGGUAUAAAAAUGAUGAUUUGAUUCUUAAGAAAAGACUCUAUUGGGAAAACAAGGCAUGAUGCCUAAUGGAUUUUCUUCUGUAUGGAAAUAUGAGGAAUUUCCGCGUUGCACCGUAUUACCGUGACGGAAAAGAUGCAAGAACCUUGUUGUAAAUAUCUAUCGUUACACCAUGAAUCUUGAGGUGAUCUCAAAGGAUCCUCAAAAUGAUAGCAACGGAGUUAGUCCCAACGGAAACAGUAAACAUGUCAGCAAUGGGUCGAGAUUUUUGCCUGUCAAUAACAAACCUAAGAAGGCAAGAUUAUCGCAGCCAAGACCAAGUGUAUGGACGCUUAAGGAUGUGCAGAAAGUCUUUCCAAAGGAGGGUGCAACAUCACUUUUCAUAUUUCGCGAGAGAAACUUUAUCAGAAAGUAUGCAAAAUUGGUCGCUGAGUCAAAAGCUUUCGAUUAUUUCAUCCUGCUCACAAUACUCUUCAACUGCAUUGUGCUAAUUUUUGAUGCACCACUGCCGGAAAAUGACAAGUCUCAGAUGAAUGAAGUUGCUGAAAAAAUUGAAUACUACUUCCUUGUCAUUUUCUUAUUCGAAGCAAUAGUAAAAAUUGUCGCCAUGGGAUUCGUGCUUCAUCCGCGAGCAUAUCUGAGAAGUGGCUGGAACAUCUUAGACUUUACUGUAGUUGUUGUUGGAGUGGUUAUCCUUAUUUUGAGCUCUUCAAAAGACGGAAAUGCUAGCAAUAUAAACAUCAAGUCGCUGCGUGCUAUCCGCGUACUGAGACCACUAAAACUCAUUUCUGGAAUACCAAGUCUACAAGUUGUUAUGACAUCUGUAGUUCGUGCCAUGUUUCCUCUAAUGCAGGUUUUGUUUCUAAUAAGCUGCGUGAUUAUCAUUUUCGCAAUCAUUGGUCUUGAGUUUCUGAUGGGUAGAUUUCAUUAUGCCUGCUUCAAUCAAACUUCUAAGACGUGGGAAAAUCCGAAAACACCAUGUGAUCCAAACUUAAACAAAACAGUAUUUGUUUAUGGAAAGCGAUGUCCCAAAGGAUUUGAAUGCAAAAGAGGAUGGACCGGUCCAAACUCUGGCAUUACGUCAUUUGACAACAUUUUCUUGUCGAUGCUUACAGUUUUCCAGUGUAUUACGAUGGAAGGCUGGACUGAUAUCAUGUAUAAUACUUUCUAUGCAAUCGAUGAACAUGGAUAUAUGUACAGUUUCUUAUUUAUAGCGUUAAUAGUAAUUGGUUCCUUCUUCAUGCUAAAUCUCUUCCUUGGAGUUCUUAGUGGUGAAUUUGCGAAAGAAAGAGAGAAAGUUGAGAACAGAAGAAGCUUUCUUAAGCUAAGGCAAAGCAAACAGGUGGAAAGACAGUAUGAUUGCUACAUGGAGUGGAUUCUUAAAGGGGAGGAAAUAUUGGCGCAGGAGGUAUCACAGGAGUCAAACAGCUCUCCUAAGGAAAGCACAGAGAAGAUCGCUGAUGCUGCUCUCAACCCAGCCAUUGUAUUUACUGCAAAUCGCUACACUUUUAAUUCUUCAACAAGUCAUAGGAAAUCCAAAUUUGCUAGGAUAAAGGAGCAAAUGAAAAUUUCAAGAAUAAAGAUACGAUAUUUUGUUAAGCAUGGUGCAUUUUAUUGGAGUGUUUUGAUGAUGGUAUUCUUAAACACUUGUAUUGUCGCUACGAACCAUUAUGACCAACCAAGGUGGUUAACUGACUUUCAAAGGGUAUCUGAAAUCUUCUUUGUUACAAUAUUCACUGCUGAAAUGCUGCUAAAACUGUAUGGCCUUGGUCCAAAACAGUAUUUUCACUCAAUGUUCAAUGUUUUUGACUGCGUUGUUGUAAAUUUAAGCAUCCUUGAGAUAGUUAUUGUCAAUUUUUCCAACGACUUCGAUUUGGGAUUAAGUGUCAUGAGAAGUUUGCGCCUUCUAAGAAUUUUCAAGGUCACAAAGUAUUGGUCAUCGCUUAGAAACCUCAUCAGUUCGCUCAUGAAUGGCAUGAAAUCAAUUCUCAGCUUAAUAUUUCUACUAUUUCUGUUCAUCGUCAUAUCAGCCCUUCUUGGGAUGCAGCUAUUUGGUGGGAGGUUUGAAAAGUUAGAGGAGUAUCCAAGAACUAACUUUGACACAUUUGUUGAUUCCUUGAUGGCAGUCUUUCAGAUCAUGACAGGAGAAGACUGGAAUGCUGUGAUGUACAAUGGUGUUAAUGCAUAUGGUGGUCCGAAGAAAACCGAAGGGCUAGUGAUGUCUCUCUAUUUUGUCCUGUUAGUCAUUUUUGGGAAUUACACGCUGCUGAACGUCUUUCUUGCUAUCGCCGUUGAUAAUCUAACAAACGCUGAAAUCCUGUCACAAGAUGAAGAAGAUGAGCAGAAAUUGUUAACAAGGCAGAGGACUGCCCGUGCUGGAUUUACAGGACCAGGCACACAUUGGACCAAGUUAAAAGCACUUUCGUUUGUAAGAACGCUUCAAAGGCAGGUAGAAGAGGAAGAAAACCGUGCCAAUAUGGAAAAAUCAGUUUUAGCCAACAACUUGGUUUCUAAUGAAGGAGAGAAAGUUGAGAAAGAUAACAAAAAUAUGAUGGAGAAAAGAGUAAACCCAGUCAGUGCUGAGAUUCAAAGAAAGUGGAACAAGAUUCUACAGCAACAAUCAUCUGUUCCACUGGUUGUGGAAAAUUAUGUUGCUGUGAAUGAGGACCAGAAUAAGAAUAUUGAGAAUAACAGCUUGGCCAGAUCAAAUACUAACGCGGUUGCUAAUGGGGACGUUUCAGAUCAAUGUGACAAUGUUGAAAAAAUGAUACGAGAGGAUGGCCUUUUAAAUGUUAUGAAGACAAAUGUUGCAGAUAGAAGAAGAGUGCAGAAGCAAAACCCUGCCUUUCGGGAGGUUUCAAUGUUUAUCUUUACGCAAGAAAAUCCAAUUCGACGAUUUUGCCAUGCAAUCGUUCAUCACAGAUUCUUCGAUCCUUUUAUCAUGGGAGUCAUUUUUGUCAGCUCAUUGACCCUUGCUAUAGAAGACCCUUUGAAUGAUGAAAGCAAGAUUAAUCAGGUGCUAAAGUACUUUGAUUACGUAUUUGCCGCGAUAUUUUCAUUAGAAGUCAUUUUGAAGUUCAUCGAUAUUGGUUUGUUUCUUCACAAAGGCGCUUACUUCAGGGAUUUUUGGAAUAUCCUUGAUUUCUUCGUUGUUGCAUGCAACAUUGCAUCUAUCGUUGUGAGCUUACAGAGUGCUGACUCCAGAACAAAAACAAGCCAGACUGUCAAAGCUUUGCGAGUACUCAGAGUUCUUCGACCAUUGAAGGCUAUUAGCAAAAUCAAAAAGCUGAAAGCCGUUUUUCAGUGCAUGAUAUUCUCGUUGAAGAAUGUGGCAUUUGUGCUGAUUAUAACUAUGUUCUUCCUCUUCAUAUUUGCGUGCAUUGGUGUGCAGCUAUUCAAGGGAAAAUUCUUCCACUGCACUGAUACUUCAAAAAUGACCAAAGAAGACUGCAAAGGCGACUUUUACUGGUUUCCAUCCAAGGAGAGUGUUGUUGAUAACAAACCAACAGUAAAGAAAAGAGAAUGGAAGCAUUACGACUUUCAUUUUGACAAUGUUUUUCAUGCCAUGAUAACCCUUUAUGCCUCGUCAACUGGAGAAGGCUGGCCUGGGGCUAUGCAUAGGACGAUUGAUGCAACAAAAAUUGACCAGGGUCCUAUAACAAACAGUAACCCGCAGCUGUGCAUAUACUUUAUUGUAUUUGUGAUCGUAUUUACGUUCAUGAUUAUCAACAUUUACGUUGCUUUAAUCAUACUUACAUUUCAACGGCAAGGGGAAAGAGAGUUAACAGAGGGCGGUCUUGAUAGAAAUCAGAGAGACUGCAUUCAUUUUGCGUUAACAGCGAAGGCAAAACAUCGAUACAUGCCAAAAGACAAGCAUUCAUUUUCGUACCGUGUAUGGUACGUCGUUGACUCGAGGCCAUUCGAAUACUGCAUUAUGCUUUUCAUCGUGCUGAACACAAUACAACUGAUGAUGCGGUAUGAUGAAGCACCUACUACAUAUAAAAAUAUGCUGACUGGUUUCAAUAUCUCAUUCACUGUCUUAUUUUGCCUGGAGGCGGCGUUGAAGAUUAUAGCAUAUCGUGUGAAUUAUUUCAAAGACCCGUGGAAUCUUUUCGACUUUUUAGUAGUGCUGGGAAGUGUGCUGGAUAUAAUUCUUAAUUACGUAAAUCCAAGAAGCUUUUUAGACCCAAGUAUGUUUCGAUUAUGUCGUGCAGCCAGAAUCAUAAAACUUCUUCGAUCUGGCACAUCGAUCCGUCUCAUGCUGUGGACAUUCCUCCAAUCCUUUAAGGCUUUACCAUACGUCACAGCUUUGAUAUUAUUACUUUUCUACAUGUAUGCUGUAAUUGGCAUGCAGGUUUUUUCAAAGAUAAAAUAUGGUGAUGUCAUAACUGAAUAUAACAACUUUCGCACUAUCAUUCAAGCUUUGCAAGUACUGUUCAGGUCUGCUACAGGUGAAGGCUGGAACAGUAUAAUGCGUGCAUGCUACGAUGAAGCUCCUUGUGAGGUGACUUCUGGCAGCAAUACGACUUGUGGAAGCACGUUCAUGGCAAUAUUCUACUUCACCACAUUCAUAUUCUUUUGCAUGUUUCUGAUGCUGAAUCUUUUUGUCGCUGUCAUUAUGGACAACUUUGAAUAUUUAACGAGAGACUCAUCUAUCCUCGGGCCUCAUCAUCUCGAUGAAUUUGUUCGCGUAUGGUCUGAAUACGACCCUACUGCAAGUGAAAGACUCCAUCAUCAAAUGCUUUACACCUUUAUGUGUCACAUGGCACCUCCCGUUGGAUUUGGAAAGAAAUGCCCUAAGUCACUGGGGUACAAGCGAUUGAUCAGGAUGAACAUGCCUGUUGGAGGUGAUCAAACGGUGACAUUCCAUGCAACUUUAUUUGCAUUGAUAAGAACGAGUCUGGAUAUCAAAAUGAAAGGAAACAUGUUCAAAAAUGACCAACAGCUUAGAAGAUCGAUACAGCUAAUUUGGCCCAACAUGCCAGAGAAAAACAUAGAGAAAAUUUUGCCAAAACAGACAGCCGCAUCUAGCCAGCAAAUGACAGUCGGAAAAAUUUAUUGCGUCAAACUACUUGUGACCAAUUACAGGGCAACCAAAGCCAAAGAGGAGGUUGUUUCGCAAAAAGACGAACCACAGGGGACGCCGUCAGUUUUCAAAAGAAUAAUAACGUCGUUUAGAAGAAAGGGCUCAAAAAGAAAUUCAAAAGACGAGGAAAGAAUUGAACUAAGAUCAAGACCCCAAGAAGAUUUGCAACGAUCCAGAACAUUCUCUUUUAAAAGGUCUGACAGUAAAUCUGCAGAUGGACAGCUGACCAGAGAAGGAAGACGACGUUCAUCUUGGCAUGAUCUAGGAAGCUUUUUUCGUCAGAAGGAAGGAGCAUCACUCGAGGCUGGAGACCCAAAAGUAAACAGCACAGAUGCUGUCGACGCAAAUAACAAGCCUCAAGGAUCACAGGCACAGUCCACUGUUAUUCAAAAUAGAAAUGCCACUGGAAGGGGACAAGGUAUCAGCAAUCACAAAGGAACAGCACGAGCUUUUAGUUCCGGUGCGACAGCUGGCUCGACAGCAUCUCAGUUGGGGCCUGGCGGCAGGCAACAGAUGGGUAGCUACCGUCAUGCAGACGUCAAUCGCAAUGGAAUGGUACGCUUUAGCAAUAACAGAGACCAACAGCAUCGUGGUGUUGGUUCAAGAUCGCAAACAUCAGGGUAUACUGGUGGAAAGCCGGUUACAAGAUCUUACUCUGCUGGUGCAGCGGAUUAUCAGAAGUCCAAUAUUCAUCAAUAUAGACAUGACCCAAGAGGUAUCGCCUCUCCAAAUUAUAACAGAAAUCCUACCGCUGUCGCAAGGCAACAGCAUUCAAAUUCGGUUGCCAAUGCAAAUCCACACUCUUCAAUGAUAGGUCUAUCAAAAUCGAACAGUGUAUCUCAACAUUCUAUUCACUCGCUGCCCAAUUUAUAUCCUGCUUCUUCUGCAACAACCAUGGCGGGUAGUCAAGCUACAACUCAAACACGAUCUGCCCCAGUAUCAAUGGACGUCAUUAAUUCAAAUGAUUAUCGGUCACACACCGUUCCUGUACAUAAUAAACCUAAUCCACAAGUUUGGCAUUCAGGACCACCAUUUUACGGACCUCCUAACACGGCGGAUCCUCCCAAAAUACAACAAAAUUCUCGCCCAGGGCCGGCACCUAGGAAUUCAGCACCAUACGGACCUGUUUCCCAGAUGCAGCCUGGCUAUGCCCAGUCCCAACAGGGUAUUCGCCAAGGAACAGCACGCGCGCCGAUGGUCAGUAGUAAUGACAUGCAGUACAGUCAAAGAAGUGCGGAUCAGUCAAGGUUAAAUAAUCAGCAAAAUGCAGCAUUGGCAUCAAGGUUGGCCGCAGAUCCAAAUAGUAGUCAUAUCAACAGUAAUCGCAAAGGUGUACCUAAUGCAAAGUUGCCAUUUGAAGACGAGGAAGAAAUACUAGAUGGAAGGCAAACUCAGCAAUACUAUGAUCAAAUGAUUGCACAAAUCAAUGACAAAAUUGCAAAAGCGGUAGAGAGGGGUCAAAGUCCAUACGCUGUCUAUGCCGCCAACGACGACGAAGAGAGUGACUGGUGUUGACGUAAGUUUGAAUACCAAUAUCUGGUUUGAAUUCAAAUCGAGACAAGUCCUAAGAAGAAUUUAUUUUGGCUGCUGUUGCAUGGCUGAAGAAGCAGUGUUGCCUGGCAAACAUUGCUGCCUUUUUUCUAUAAUGAAAUCUCAUUUGGACCAAUUGCUGAUCACGUGUCAGACCUGGCAGCUGCCAAGAGGGAAGAAUGUAAAUCAAAGAACGCUUAUAUCGAUUUUCAUUGAUUAUUCUCAAUAAAAAGAUAUAUUCUCUAUAUGUUAACGAGCACAAGUAUUGCAGUUAUGAAUCUUGUGACCUUGCCUUAUAUUCAUUAAUUUUUAACGGCAAUUGCAAAAACCAUUCUUAUUGCGAAUUGUUCUCAUGGCAGGCCCAUGUAUUUGCGCCUUUUUUGCUACGAUUCAUAGAGCUUCUCUUGAUAAUAAUCGUAUAAACUUUAAAUAUGGAAUAUAAUAGGCAUUAAAAGACUAAAAGUAAACUUCAAAAUGGCUUCUUUCGAAUAAUUCCUCUCCCUAAGUAAAUGCUUACUUCUUUGACGUGAAAUCAAUUUGAAACGUAUGACUGAAAAUUUUUUCAAAAAUAAGAAUUUCAGAAUGAACUGUAAUUUAGAACACUCUCUCGUUGGGUGAGAAGCUGCAAUGGUUUAAGAUUGCUAUACUUGCAUUUUGUCAGUCAUGCAAAUAUGCAAACAUAUUUCUGUAGUUGCCUGUUAUUGUAUUGGUGGUAAUGUAAAUAGACUGUAUGUUAUCACUGACAUAGACUUUGAAGAAUUUUCUUUAUUUUGUCACAUUUGA